Messenger RNA from Oncorhynchus nerka (sockeye salmon), 1494 nucleotides. RefSeq names its product breast cancer type 2 susceptibility protein homolog. NCBI's taxonomy places the organism in Eukaryota, Metazoa, Chordata, Actinopteri, Salmoniformes, Salmonidae. The record is from RefSeq and is a predicted model, not a curated record. Gene Ontology annotation, biological process: regulation of DNA-templated transcription; double-strand break repair via homologous recombination. Gene Ontology annotation, cellular component: nucleus. The transcript is spliced from 3 exons. The coding region runs from base 179 to 991 and encodes 270 amino acids.
CAUGCCAAUACUUUCCACAUGUUUUUUUCCAAAUUACAUUCCAAUGUUCAACUACUUGUAUUUUCAAAGAUAUUUUGUCUAAAUACUUACUUCAAAAUGUGAUCACAGGUCUUGGACAGGUCUUGGACAAAUACAUAACCAUAUAUGGCAAUGGUAUAUCAAGAACAAGAGUGAACAGAUGGAUUUGACCAACUCUGUUGACAUGCUGUUGCCUGCAGGUCACUCUCCAGUGGUGUAUCUAGUGGAUGGCUGGCUGGACUUUGUCAAGGUGCGCUGCUGCAGCAGUCUGGUCCAGCAGGGCUUGGAGGAGGUGGUCAAGCCUCUGGCUCUGGUGGCCCUCAGUAACCUUCAGCUCAGAGCCCAUCCCUUCUCCCCCACCCCCAUCCGCAGCGCCAUCCCUGGCCUAUAUGCUGGAGAUCUAGUCUCGUUUUCCACCAACCCUAAGGAGCCACAUCUACAGGAGGCUGCUGCUCAACUCAGGACCCUUGUCCAGGGCCAGGAACACUUCUUCAGGACUGCAGAGGAGAGGUUAUCUAACUUAGUCCAGGUGUCUGUCCAGUGUCUUCCUCCGCUGCCAUGGAAAGCAGCCAAACCAGAUUCAAGGACUACUAUGACACCCCAGCAGUCAGUUCGAAGCGUUGGCCCCUUCACCCCUCUGAACAGCGUCGUCCCCCCUCCACCCGCCUGCUUCUCAGGGGGGGACAACAAAGACCCCAAGAGCUUGAAAAGAAAGAGGGGCCUGGACUACCUGUGUCGCAUCCCCUCUCCCCCUCCACUCUGCCCCUUGGGCACCAUGACAUUACCCUCGCCGUGCGUCAACAAGACCUUCAACACCCCUCGCAGGACUGAGACCCACCGGAUCCUAAAGACACCUCUAGCCCCCGCUCCACAGCAUGUCCACCUGCCCCUAGAGGAUGAGUGGGUGGAGGAUGAAGAGCUGGUCAUGAUUGACACUCAGGCCUUACACGAUGGCAUAGAGAGAGACACGUGACAGAGAAUGUAUUGGACUGUUAUUUUAAAGGUUUCAGGAAACAUCAGCACAAAGCUGGUCAGCUUCUCCGAGCCCACAUGUUGAAUUUGUGUGUUGGGAAUCCACCUGGAAAGAUGUAGUGCCUUUUGUAAGCUACGGGAGGGGGGGAUUUUAGAGGCUAACCAUGACAUGAUUGGUGCCAGGUGAAUGUUAACACUAGCAAAUGUUGGAAAAUUAUCAUAUGGAGUUGUUUGUAACAUCAGGCUGAAUCAAGUUAGGAUUUGGUCCAUCUUGCCUUUUUGGGCCAAGGUAUUGAUGCCAACAAGGAGCCCAACAAAAUGCAUCGGACAGAAAAGGGGUUGUCUUGGAGAACUCCUGAAAUAGUUUAGUGAAAUGGCAUUAGAAGAACCGUCACGAACUGUAUAAUAUAAAUGAAAAAAUACUGUAACAUUUACGUCCUUGUGUUUAUGACCGUUUGUGCUCACAUCUGCAUGUUCACAAUAAAUGUUCUAAUGUAUUGGUAA